Molecule: messenger RNA, 1930 nt
Organism: Hydractinia symbiolongicarpus
Lineage: Eukaryota; Metazoa; Cnidaria; Hydrozoa; Anthoathecata; Hydractiniidae
Product: short-chain-enoyl-CoA hydratase-like
Exons: 3
Coding region: 173-1018 (281 amino acids)
Biological process (GO): fatty acid beta-oxidation
Molecular function (GO): enoyl-CoA hydratase activity
Source: RefSeq, a predicted model, not a curated record
GUUUGCGGGAGGUAAAUGAGCUGAAUGAAAUAGACUAUUUUUGCUUUACAAAGCUCGUAAGACUUUUUCAGCCUUCAGGUACGAGAUCAUAUAGACGUUAUUUGAGUUCUGUUUUGUUUGCAAGGGUGCGGAAACAAGGUUGGCAAAAGGCAGUAAAACACAAGUGAUCAUUAUGGCAUACGAGGGAUACACCACAUUUAAAGUAAAUGUGAACGAAGGCGUUGCUUGGGUGACGUUUGAUUUCCCACCUGUCAAUGUGCAAGGGAUGCCCAUGUUGAAAGAUCUGGAUAGUCUAUCAUCGGAACUCGAAAAAGACGGCAGCGUCAAGGUUGUAGUCUUCCAAUCUGCACAUCCAGAUAUAUUUGUAUGUCAUGCAGAUAUUGAUAUGCUGUGUGAUCUUAAAGCUGAGGAAGUGAAGAAAGACAAAGAAUCAUUGCUUUACUUACAGAAAGUCUUACAUCGUGUUUCUACUUUACCACAAGCAACCAUAGCGAAAGUUGAAGGUAUGGCUCGAGGUGGAGGUCACGAGUUUAUGUUAGCAUGUGAUAUGAGGUUUGCCGCGCGUGGGAAAGCUGUCUUUAUGCAAAUGGAAGUAGGCAUGGGUAUUGUACCUUGUGGUGGUGGAACCCAAAGAUUGGCUCGUCAAGUGGGGUUAGGAAGAGCUUUGGAAAUAGUAUUGGGUGCGCAUGACUUCGAUGCUGACAUUGCAGAAAAGUAUGGAACAAUUAAUCGAGCUUUGAAUGCAGACGAGAUUGGUCCUUUUGUCGAAGAGUUAGCAAACCGAAUUGCAAAGUUUCCAGCUGCAUCAAUCACUGCAUGCAAGCGGUGUGUUUACGCAGCAGUCGACACAACUAUAGAGGAAGGUCUCGUUGAGGAGGUGUACCAAUUGGGACAAGCUUUAGCACGUACUCCUGCGACGAAACGAUUUGCGUAUGGCAAAGAGCAGGGAAUACAAAAUGACCUAGAAACCCAAAAAAAUUGGGACAAAGGGGUUAUGGAUAUUCAAGGUAUUCAAUAAUUGCGCGGUUUUAAUAUCACAACUAUUUGAUAUAUAUCUGCUGGAUAAGUUGCAUACUACACGCAUAAGCAUGUACAAAUUAUCAUUCCAUGUUCACACACACUUUAGUAUACCUUCAAAAAAAAUAAAUGAAUAAUACUCCGUGUUCUAACUUGUUUUAAACUUCUUGGCGCAAGUACUGAGCUGCAGUUAGGUAGAUGGCGAUUUUCCAUUACUAAUGGUAACAAAUUGAUUUGAAAACCAUCUUGUUUCUUUCUACUCCACAGACUUUACAUUGAUGAUCUUGUAUACAACUGAAUUAUCGAAAACAGUGAGGUUUUUUUAACUUGUGUAGAAAUAGGAAUUUCUGCAGUAGAAACCACUUCUUUAAAAGAGUCCUUGAUAUGACACAAGUUUGCCAAUUCUGAUUGAUUUGAUGUUAAUUUUUCUUAAACUAACAUCUUUAGUCUUUAGUCGGAAGUAUUUUCACAGAUUAUUAAUACUUUUUGAAUUGGAAGAGAAAUUUGCCACAGUCCACCUCGAUUUAAAUGAGAAAUCAAAUUAUUUCUUUCUUCCCCCUUACUUGCUGCCAUAAGUGCUAUUGCUUGUUGGUAUUCCAGACUCUUCCAAUUUUUUGAACUUUUUAAAUUUCUGCGAAGUUUGUGUAAAAUAUAUCCCCAAUGUACUGGAGUCCUCCUAUUUCCUAUAUAAACACCGUUUGAAAAUCCUUUAAAGUUUUCCGAUCUUCCAAACCAGUGUCUUUUUCUAAUAACUAUGGUAAGAUGUAAUAUGUUAAUCUACUUUAAUUUUUCCUCCUAGCCAGAUAUUAUAGGUAGGAUGUUAUAGUUAGCCUAUGCACACUGAAAUGAUGAGCUGUCCAGCUAUGUAUAUAUUUUUGUCCCAUUCCCUUGCUUAUAUCCUUUUACUUUUGCA